UUCAGCUAGCUGUGACUAAUUGCAUUGAGGAAUAACUGUGUUCAAAUUCUCAAUGUAAAACUUGGAUUUACAGAUUUCCUUAAAAUCAAGUAAACAUUUUUUCACAUGUAUGGUGGAAAUGCUGCAAAAAAACAGAAUGAGUCCUGAAGUACUCACCAAUCAAAACGCCAGUGAAAGUGAAAUCGGAGGUUAUAGCAUGGGCCAAGGAUCUCCCUUGCGUGGGGAAACUGCCAGCCCCAAAAGUUAUUCUCAACAGAGCCCAUCUUUGCCAGCUUCUGGAUUAACAGAAUUUAAUGCUGUGAGUCCUAAGAGCUGUCAUAUUCCCCCAGUAAAAACCCUGGAGAUGUCGGCUCUCACUGACUCUACGCUUAGCACUUUCCCCCCUCAGAAGCAGUAUGUUGGCGUGCGGGUGAAAAUGCCAGUGCGGGAGCUGCUGAGAAAAGUCCGGCUUUCCAAAGGGAUGGACCCCACGGACAUAAAGGAAGUACAACCAAUAAAGGGAACUACAACUAAAGGAUCUUCUGGAACAGCAGCAAGAAGAAAAGCUCGCCCUUAUACAGAAAAACAGUUCAGACAGAAAAACCAAAGUUCUGAGCAGGCACUAAAAUGCUUGGAGGACCUUGAUAUCCUGGUUGAGGUAUUGGAGGAAGACCUGAACAAGAGCCACUCUAAGCUAGAGUCUCUGAGCCCUCUGCCAGCUUGCUGCUGGCACGGCUUUUCCCCUGAUAUUCAGGCCUCUUGGUGGGAAGCUGAUGGCAGCAACCAACCAGCUGGCAGCCCACUGGAAAGGAGCCAGAACCUGACCAAAUUACAGCUGCGUUGCCCAUUUGCUGAUUGCAAACCACUACUGUGUGGACAGGAGGAGAAUUCUUAUUUAUCUGAUUAUAAAAAAAUGCAACACCCGGACUCCCUGGAAAUAUCAUUUCCAAGUAAAAGCGAGGAACAGAACAGCUGGCAGAUGCAGGAUGCUUUUAUCAAUCCCCAGAGGCAUUUCCCAAGGCCUUCUGCACAGGACAAACCUUUCUGCUAUAAUCCACCAGGACACCAUCCAAAGGAGCUCUUGGAAGUUGAUGCAACCUCUCGGGACUAUGUGGGACAUUUGAAGUCAAUCUCUGUUUCUUUCGAACAGGAGGACCUUUCUGCCCUAUCUUUCUUCCAGUUCCAAUUAUACUGGGAGGAGAGUCUGUUGAGAAAUAUCCCAGUAGACAAGUUGCUUGCACCUGAUGAAAACGGGAACAGGCUCCUGCACAAGGCUGUCACUCAAGGAAGGAGAGCACUGGCUUAUGCACUUGCACAGAGAUUUGCAUCUCUAAACAAAAUUGAUGAGAAGGAUGCAGCAAAACGGACAGCAUUACAUCUAGCUGCUGAAAAGAACCAGCACCUGAUGGUCAAUGAUUUGAUUUCUCUGGGAGCCAAUGUCAAUGAACAGGACAGUUUAGGGAAAACACCACUCCAUCUGUGUGCAGAGAAUGGGUACUUAAGAGUUUUGGAUGUUCUGAAAAAAUGUAAAGAAGGUGGCAUACAUGUGGAAGUGAAUCUAACUGACCAUUAUGGUUUAACACCAUUACACUGUGCAGUUCUUGCUCACACCGCAUUAUUGAGGGAGUCUCAAAAAGUCACCUACCACAGUGACAUGCAAAAGUUUCUGCAACUGCACAAAGAUAAAAUUCUUGAGGGGAUUAAUUGUUUAUUACAAAUGGGAGCAAACCCUGGGCUGCAGAAACCAAAAUCGUGUCAAGCUGCCACUCACUUUCUAAGAAUCCAGGAAAAUAAGGAGAUGAUGUGUUUCUUCCAAUCUCAUGGCCCCAAAAGGGAGGACUUUCUCCAGGAGGACUGUGGCUUGCCAAACAUACUGAGUGGAGGGGCCCUUUCAUAUUUACAAGAAAUGUCUGAGCUUCUUUCCUCUUCAUCUUCAAAUGUCUCUGGCCAUGUUUUUAAAGGAAUGUGCCAGUAGGUUCAUUAUUCCUAUUUCAUGCUCCACAGCUGUUGCUGAGGAACAGCCAGAAAACAGACAGUAAAAGUCUUCUGAAUGUUAAAACUUGAGCUGCUGAUGAAGAC
Chelonoidis abingdonii (Abingdon island giant tortoise) is the source of this 2058-nucleotide messenger RNA. The record is from RefSeq and is a predicted model, not a curated record. NCBI's taxonomy places the organism in Eukaryota, Metazoa, Chordata, Testudines, Testudinidae.